Chlorella variabilis is the source of this 882-nucleotide messenger RNA. RefSeq lists its product as hypothetical. NCBI's taxonomy places the organism in Eukaryota, Viridiplantae, Chlorophyta, Trebouxiophyceae, Chlorellales, Chlorellaceae. Gene Ontology annotation, molecular function: molecular carrier activity. The annotation marks the transcript as partial. The transcript is spliced from 7 exons. The record is from RefSeq and is a predicted model, not a curated record. Gene Ontology annotation, biological process: sulfate transmembrane transport.
AUCCUGCUGACGCUGGUGUCGUUUGCCGUCACCCGCAAGGCAUACGGCAAGAUCACCAAGCUGUUCAUCCGGAAUUAUGAGGAGGCCACGGGGCGCACCGUGCGCUUCCGCCUCAGCUUUGGCGGCAGCGGCACACAAGCACGCGCCGUCAUCGAUGGCAUGCCCGCCGACAUUGUGGCGCUGGCGCUGCCGCUGGAUGUCAUCAAGAUUGCGGAUGCCAGACUGCUGCGCGAGGACUGGCCCACACAGUUCCCCAACAACAGCGUGGUGGUGGAGUCGGUGUGCGCCCUGGUCACGCGCAAGGGCAACCCCAAGAACAUAAACGGCUGGGACGACCUGGCACGCGACGACGUGGCAGUGAUCACUGCCAACCCCAAGACUGCGGGGGUGGCGCGCUGGAUCUUUUUUGCGCUGUGGGGCGUGAAGCUAAAGAAGGGCAAGCAGGCGGCCAACGAUUAUGUGUUUGACCAGGUGCUGGUUCAGCCGCGGGAUGCCCGUGAGGCCUCAGACGUCUUCUAUCGCCAGGGCAUGGGCGACGUGCUGCUGACGUAUGAGAAUGAGGCCAUCUUCACAAACCUGGUAGUGAAGGAGAAGGAGCGCCUGCCAUACAUCGUGCCAGACAACAACAUCCGGAUCCAGUGCCCGCUGGCGCUGGUGGACCACAACCUGCGGGAUGCGCCGCUGGAGCAGCGCGAGGCCGCCUCCGCCUUCUGCCGCUACCUGUACACCAAGGAGGCGCAGCGCGAGUUUGCGGCCUGCGGCUUCAGGACGCCCUACAAGGAUCUGUCUGAGGAGUUUGCGCUUCAGCCGGUCAAGGGGCUGUGGACGGUGGAGAAGCGGCUGGGCGGGUGGAAGGAGGUGCAGAAGGAGUUUUUCGAUGAC